GCAAUAAUGAUGCAGAGCAACCGGAUGACGACGUCGUUGAAGAUGACAAACCUGCUGCUAGCACUGGCCUGCGCCGCCGUGCUGAUGGGAUCGUCGCUGGCGGAGGAGGAGGAGGUAUCCAUGACCGUGGACGAGGUGGUGGAGCUGAUAGAGCCCUUCGGCGAAGGCUGCACCCCCAAGCCGUUGAGGGAGAACAUCGUCGAGAUGGUGCUGAACAAGGAGGACGCCAAGCACGAGACCAAGUGCUUCCGCCACUGCUUGCUGGAGCAGUUCGAGCUGAUGCCCGAGGGUCAGCUGCAGUACAGCGAGGACAAGACGCUCGAGAUGAUCAACAUGAUGUUCCCGGACCGCGAGGAGGACGGCCGGCGCAUCGUCAGGUCCUGCAACGAGAAGAUGAAGGCGGAGCAGGACAAGUGCGAGGCCGCCCACGGGAUCGGCAUGUGCAUGCUCCGCGAGAUGCGCUCCUCGGGCUUCAAGAUUCCCGAGAUCAAGGAAUGAGGUCACUGGGCUGCUCACUGGCCCACCAUUGCAUGUUCUCCUCUUUUUUUUUUGUUAGUGAUUCAGUUCGAUUUAAUUACCAAAGCUCGAGAACCUGGAGUGGUUUCCUAAACUAAUAAAGCGCCCAACCAACGAA
This is a messenger RNA of Drosophila teissieri, 634 nucleotides long. RefSeq lists its product as uncharacterized. The record is from RefSeq and is a predicted model, not a curated record. Gene Ontology annotation, molecular function: odorant binding. The transcript is spliced from 3 exons. Lineage: Eukaryota; Metazoa; Arthropoda; Insecta; Diptera; Drosophilidae. Bases 7 to 498 code for a protein of 163 amino acids.